UUGCCAUAAAUUUCAUUGUUUUUCCUUUUUUUUUUAACUGAUUAAGCCGAGGAGCCACAGAGAGGGAGGGAGGGAUCAUAAAAGUCAAAAACUGAAAUCUUUGAAUCGAAUCGGCGAAAAAGUUUCCAGCUUGAAUCUCCAGCUGCGCUUUCCGGCCUCUGAUGCAAGCCGAUCCGGAGUCGCCGCCGAAGACCUCCUAUGGUGAUCAAAUCGAGCUUCUCGGGAAUUUAUAGUAACACCGCAGCAGCCGCUGUCACCGUUGCCGUCGAGAACACGACGACGAGAGAUGAAGAGCUGAAUCCGUGGCGGCGUUGGCUCCUACGAUGCAGAUUAGGUUGUCGCCGAGCAUGAGAAGUAUCACUAUAUCAACGAGCAACAAUGGGUUAUUUGAUUUGAUGAAGGUGAAGGUCUCUGCUCGCCAUAUCUCUUAUCGGAUCUUCCACAUCGUCCUGAUUCUUGCUCUCUUGCUCCCAUUCGUCUUCAUCCUCACCGCUCUCAUAACCCUUGAGGGCGUCAAUAACUGUUCCUCCUUCGUUUGUUUGGGAAGGAGGCUGGGUCCAAGAUUUCUUGGUAGUGGUGAUGAUGAUUCAAUGAGACUUAUGAGAGAUUUAUAUAAACUAAUAGAUCAAGCAAAUGCUGUGGAAAUCCCAUCAGGCAUAAAAUUUCCAGAAUCAUUUAGCGAGUUUCUUUCUGAAAUGAAACAUAACCACUAUGAUGCAAAGACAUUUGCAAUCAUGCUGAAGGGCACAAUGGAAAAUAUGGACAGGGAAGUAAAGAAAUCAAGAUUGUCAGAACAGUUGCAUAAACACUUUGCCGCAAUUUCUAUUCCAAAAGGCCUCCAUUGUCUUUCCUUAAGGUUGACAGAUGAAUAUUCUACCAAUGCACUCGCAAGGAAACAAUUACCUUCUCGUGAAGAUUUGCCCCUUCUCUUUGAUAACUCCUACCACCAUUUCAUUGUAGCUUCUGAUAACAUUUUAGCAGCUUCUGUUGUGGUUGGCUCAACGGUCAGGUCUUCACUGAAUCCUCAAAUGAUCGUCUUUCAUGUUAUCACUGACAAGAAGACAUAUCCAGGCAUGCACUCAUGGUUUGCUUUGAAUCCUGUUUCUCCAGCCAUUGUUGAGGUGAAAAGUGUUCACCAGUUUGAGUGGCUGACAAAAGAAAAUGUGCCUGUGCUGCAAGCUAUGGAGAGUCACCAUGGUGUAAGAAAUCAUUAUCAUGGAAAUCCUGUCUCAGGCAUCCAAGCAAGUGAUAAUCCAAGAGUUUUUGCUUCAAAACUGCAAGCUAAGAGCCCGAAAUAUAUUUCUUUGCUCAAUCAUCUUCGCAUAUAUCUUCCCGAGCUCUUCCCCGAGCUGAACAAGGUGGUCUUUCUUGAUGAUGAUGUUGUUGUUCAGCGCGACUUGAUCCCACUUUGGGACAUUGAUCUUCUUGGAAAAGUAAAUGGUGCUGUUGAAACUUGUAAAGGCGACGACGGCUGGGUUAUGUCUAAGCGUUUUAGAACAUAUUUCAACUUCGCUCAUCCUCUGGUAUCGAAAAACUUGGACCCCGACGAAUGUGCAUGGGCCUAUGGAAUGAAUAUCUUUGACUUGAAUUCAUGGAGGAAAACACAAAUCAGAGAAACUUACCACCAUUGGCUAAAAGAGAAUGUGAACUCGAAUUUGACCAUUUGGAAGCUCGGAACGUUGCCUCCAGCUCUAAUCGCAUUUCGCGGACACGUGCAUCCUAUCGAUUCAUCAUGGCACAUGCUAGGCUUGGGUUACCAGGAGAAGACAAACUUAAAUAAGGUGAGAAACUCUGCUGUCAUCCACUACAAUGGCCAGUGCAAGCCAUGGCUAGACAUAGGUUACAGACACCUUCAACCAUUUUGGACAAAGCAUGUCAACUACUCCAAUGAGUUCAUAAGAAAUUGUCAUAUCUUACAGCCUGUUGAUUAGCUCCAGCAAUGCAAUAUAUAUCUAUACAAGGAAUAUGUUAUUUCAUGUUGUAAACUAGAAAUUGCUGAUUAUUAGAUAAGGAGGGUGAUUUUUGGUCUUCUUGUUUUGGGGAGCACAUUGCUUCCCUUUGACAGUGAAGAGAAUUAACAGUUACUUUCUGCAAUAGAAAUUUUGCUUAUAUAUAAUUUAACAA
Messenger RNA from Dendrobium catenatum, 2124 nucleotides. RefSeq names its product probable galacturonosyltransferase 13. Lineage: Eukaryota; Viridiplantae; Streptophyta; Magnoliopsida; Asparagales; Orchidaceae. Gene Ontology annotation, molecular function: polygalacturonate 4-alpha-galacturonosyltransferase activity. The transcript is spliced from 6 exons. The coding region runs from base 324 to 1931 and encodes 535 amino acids. The record is from RefSeq and is a predicted model, not a curated record.